Megalops cyprinoides (Indo-Pacific tarpon) is the source of this 318-nucleotide messenger RNA. It is a transcript of the gene sst5, whose product is annotated as somatostatin 5. Gene Ontology annotation, biological process: regulation of cell migration. The record is from RefSeq and is a predicted model, not a curated record. The transcript has 2 exons. NCBI's taxonomy places the organism in Eukaryota, Metazoa, Chordata, Actinopteri, Elopiformes, Megalopidae. Bases 1 to 318 code for a protein of 105 amino acids. Gene Ontology annotation, molecular function: hormone activity. Gene Ontology annotation, cellular component: extracellular region.
AUGCUGUGCUCACAGCUCCAGGUGCUCCUGGUGGCCCUCUCCGCAUCCGUGCUGCUGGCCCGAGUCGGUGGGGCCCCGCAGAGGGAAACGCUGGCCGGACUACUGAGGACAAACGUCGCCGAUGGCAACAAGGAUCUCUCGCGUGCCCUGCUGCUGAAGAUCAUGUCAGACCUGAUGACGCAGGGGGGGGACGAGGUCCUGCCGGAGAUGGAAGAGCUGGGCAUACGCGAGGAAGUGGCGCGGCAGCUGCCCCUCUCCCAGCGCGAACGCAAAGCAGGCUGCCGGAACUUCUUCUGGAAGACGUUCACCUCGUGUUAG